UAUGCACGCCUACAGCCCCCGACAGACGGCUACCAAAUCAUGUAAGGUGUACACGAAAAUAUUCCUCAACGCACCCUCUGGAAAAGCGUCAACAUACCUGGAUACAACAGAACCAAGCGAUCUAGCUUCAUCAUGGCGUCGGACGAUCUGGUCAACUGGCGGUUACUCCUGGCGUUCUUUCUCUUCGGACUGAACCAAAUCUUAGUGAUUUAUUUUCUCAAACUGUCGGGAGAGGCAGACCAAGUCUCGUGUGGACUGAGAGAGGAGCCAGCGGUUCGAAUUCGCAGAGAACUACGAAGUAUGGACGACUCUCCCACAUCAGAUGUCACCCAUUCUAACCGGGACGACAAACUGGACACAUUGAAGAGAGCAGACAGAGCUUGGGACAGACUACAAAACGACCUGCACGAAAAAGGCUUGGAAAAACUUUUCGGGGACAAGAAAGAAAAGAAAGGCCGUACGAACCCGAUGUAAGAACACAAACAAAAGACUCACCGGUCAACCAGAUAGCAGACAAUGCAGAACGGACUGGCGGCAACCAUGCAAAGAUUGGACUUUCCAGACACAAAGAAAAAGAAGCCAGAAGGACAGUUCAGAAAAUCAUAUAUAAAAUAUGAUAAAUCAGAAGGCAACACCCCGACCACGGAGUCACUGGGUGCAAUUAUCAUUUACUGUGAUAACUGCUUGAUAUAAUGUACAUUAUAUACAGGGUACUAUGGAUAAUUGUAAUGCACUUACUACGUAAUCUAUAUGCUCUGAUCUUAUACCUUCAUCGGCGUAUGGUACAUUCAACUUCCUCGGGCUUCUUGGUAAAUGCAUCAGUGUAAAAGGAGGUAAAUUAGUUAAAGUUGGUUUGCUAUUCAAUUAUCUUAAGUAAGAAAAUCUACUUACUCAAUGACUUAAAAGUAUACGUGUAUUUCUAUCGCUAUCACAGAAGGGGCAGUAAAAAAAUGUAAUACUAUUAUAUCGAUUCAACGGCCAGGUUGAUCGCCUUGGUGAUAU
Messenger RNA from Branchiostoma belcheri (Belcher's lancelet), 1002 nucleotides. RefSeq lists its product as uncharacterized. The record is from RefSeq and is a predicted model, not a curated record. The coding region runs from base 133 to 474 and encodes 113 amino acids. Lineage: Eukaryota; Metazoa; Chordata; Leptocardii; Amphioxiformes; Branchiostomatidae. The transcript is spliced from 2 exons.